AUGCCUUUACCUUGUACUGCCGGUUGCGGGUUUUAUGGAAAUGAGAUUUAUAACAACAUGUGCUCCAAAUGUUUCAAAGCCAACAAGACUAAUGAGACAAAGUCAUCUCAUGAUGAGACAUCCGAGAAACUCUCAUCGGCUUCUAACCCCAUCAGAACUUCACUAUCACCUACACCUUCUGUGAUGAGGGGUUCCAUUCCAUCACCAUCAUCAGAACCCACCAUGUCACGCAAACAUUCUCGACCGUCUUCACCCGGAAUACCCGAAACACCUGAACACACAAACCCACUCCCGUUACCUUCCGCAGUUCUCAACAACGAUAAUGAUAAUAAUACUGAUAACAAUAGUAGUAUUAAGGAUAAUAAUAACAAUACCAUCACCACCACUACAACAACCACAACAACUACAACCACAACAACAGUAACGUCAACAUCAAAACCAUUGACACCAAAUGUUCCACUUGGAAAGCAAGCUGCCAAUAAAUGUCGAUGUGACUAUGUGUUCUGCGAUUCCCAUCGGUACCCUGACCGCCAUGACUGUGAAAUUGACUUUGCCCAGUUAGACAAGAAUAUUCUUGCCAAAAAUAACCCAAAAUUACAUGAAAGACCCAAAGGAGGACGUUCAUUUCAGAGAAUCGAUAGUCUGUGA
Messenger RNA from Phycomyces blakesleeanus NRRL 1555(-), 648 nucleotides. Its product is annotated as zinc finger, A20-type transcription factor. Gene Ontology annotation, molecular function: zinc ion binding; DNA binding. The transcript has 4 exons. Bases 1 to 648 code for a protein of 215 amino acids. The record is from RefSeq and is a predicted model, not a curated record. Lineage: Eukaryota; Fungi; Mucoromycota; Mucoromycetes; Mucorales; Phycomycetaceae.